GUUUGCCUCUGCUCGAUUUUCGAUUGAGGAACUAGGACUGAGGAAAUUUACGAACACACCAGCUUUAGCUGUUUACGUCGUGGGUUCGAGUUGUUUCACAACCGGGGUUAUUCCCCGAGCCAUGGAAAAUACAAGACAGAAUGAUUAAGUGUUGAUUCUUCCCUGAAACCUGUAAUAAUAUGGUUGUCGCCGACUCUCAUGGUGAACAUGAAGUCGUAUUUGUCGUCGAGGGGACGGCCAACUUGCUACUUCAUUUCCAAACUCUCAAGACAGAAUAUAUAGACCCAAUUAUAGAAUAUAUAAAUGGUGGUCCAGUACAAGAAUCAAAUUCAUUUUUUGGUGAUGAGAAUGGGCCUAACCAGUACUGUUUGGUGGUGUAUGGCACAAAAGCUUCACAUCCUGAGGAUGCUGUACAACUUGUGCGAUACACAAGGGAUGUCCAUGACUUUCUACAAGCCCUGAAUGAAGUAAAGUUUGAUGGAGGAGGAGGACAAGACUGUAGUCUAUUAGCUGAAGGCAUGGGAUUUGCUCUACAGGCUUUUGAUGAAAUGCGGGUGUCAAGAGGAAGCGUCAAUUGUCAUCGUCACUGUAUUGUUGUGUGUAACUCACCACCAUUCCCACAACCAAGUAGAGAAUGUCUGAGCUACUUGAACAAGACAGUUGACCAGCUGGCAGCUGUUAUGGCUAAGCCUGAGAAUAACAUCCAUCUAUCAAUUAUCUCACCACGGAAGUUUCCAGCACUUCAGCUUGUUUUUGAUAAGUCAUUACGUGAUGAUACCAAAGGUAUGAAGUCAAAGACUGAUUAUGCUAAGGAACCACAACAUAUGGCCUGUUUACAGGGAAUCAUGCUACCAGGUGCUUCAAGCUCCUCUCCACUUCACACAUCUCUGUCAGGAUCAUCGUCUGGCAGUGCCACCCAUUCACACCAAGAAACUGAUGCUGCUAAUACUGCUGUUAACAGCCCACAAACCAUACCAGAUGCUGAACCAGCACCAAAGAAGAAAACUAAACCCAAACCCAAACAACAGCCCCAGAGCGAACCCUCAUUCCACAGCCAACUACCACAGGUAUCACAACCAGGACAAAGUAUGGCUGGUCAACCAAUGAAACCAAUACCUGGACAAGCCUUACCCGGACAGGCCAUUCCUGGGAUGCAAGGGCCUUAUCAGGUGCAGCCCCCACAAGGUGUGAGCCCUGGAAUGCCAGGAUUUCCUGGUGCAAAUGUCUCCUUAGGAUCCAACAUGCCCACCAUGCCCGCUGGAACUACAACAGUGAACUUCCAACAACAAGUUCGACCACAAGUACCCAUGCAGCCGGUCCCUGAUACUGGAGUACCUCCUGCAAUCAGCAAGAACUCGCUGGCAUGGAGUGGGACACUGGAGUGGUAUGAAACGACUCGGACAGAUCUUACUACUCCCACAAGGAUCACACGGUCCCUGCAAUGUCAUAUAUCUGUUGCACCACAGAAUGCAAUAAAAACCGAUAAAUGGCCGAGCAAGCUUAUAAUGCAGCUAAUCCCUCAGCACCUUCUGUCCACUCUUGGAAGACUAUUACAGAACUGCAAGACAGUGGCAUUCCACUUCCCAGCAACUGACCCUGAUUCUCUCAAAGCCCUCUAUGGCGUGAUGGCAAUGAGAGGAGUUAAGUUUGCCGGCUGUGUCCACUUCCCUCCUGUUCCUGGCUGUGAGAUCAAAGUGCUACUGCUUAUUUACAGUCCAAAGAAGAGAGCAUUUGUUGGUCUUAUCCCACAUGACCAGGGUAACUUUGUCAAUGGAAUAAGGACCGUCCUAGCUAAGUACAAAACCGAUCAAGUUAAAAAGUUCCAGAUGCAAAGACAGCAGCAGCUCCUGGCUGCUCAAAUACGUCAGCAGCAGCAAAGUGGGUUUAACCAGCAGGGUGGAUUUGCACCGGCGGCGGGGGGAGUAGCGGGCACGGUUAUGCCACAGAACCAGUUUCCCCAGCAAGCCGGCGUCAUGCAGCCUGGGAAUGCCCAGGCCACGAUACCCAACACGCAAAGAGACCAGACCACCAUGCUGUCAUCCGCUGCCCUAAUGCCAGCGGCAUCCUCGCAGGCUCGAGACAGCAUCGUGACGUCAAGCAUGGGUAUGCAGCAACUCGGCCCGACUGCCUCUAUGCCGGUUUCCUUGGCAACGCAACCGAUCCAGAUGAAUCAGCAGGAAUCUAUGCAGAGACCAUUGCAGCAAGUUUAUCAAAACAAUUUGGAGGCGCAGAGAGAACUUGCAUUAAAACAGCAACAACAACAGCAGCAGCUGCAACAACAACAGCAGUUACAACAACAACAAUUACAACAACAGCCUUCGCAGCAGCUUCAGCAGCAACAGCAACUUUUGCAGCAGCUACAAUUUCGCAAGCAACUACAGUUGCAGCAACAACAGCAACAGCAAUUCCAGGUUCAGCAGCAGACUCAACAGCAGUCUCAGGCACACUCUCAGCUGCGCCACAUCCUCCAGCAAGUGCACCAACAGGCGGGUGGACAACCCGGAGCCGCAGCCAACGCCCAACAGGCCAUGACCCCGCAGCAGUGGCAAGUCCGGCAACAGCUGAUGACAGCCGCCGCCCAGAUCCCUCAGAUGAAUACGGCUCAGCUGAGCCAAUCACAGGGACAGAUGUCUCAGGCCCAGGCUACUCAAGCGCAACUGAACGUUCAGGCGCUUCAGGCACAGGCGGCCCAGUCACAAGGAAACUUCAACCCCGAGAAUAUGAGUCUGAUGGAGCUUUUGCAGUAGUAUGCCUUUUAGAUUUAGAUAUACUACAUCAGCGGUAUGUGAGCAAAGUUGCCUAUAUCAGGGCGCUUGUUAUUGUCGUCAUCAUCAUCUUAUCUAACAUAUGUUGUUCUUUGUCUGGAUGGUCUAUGGGAAACUGGGGCGAGCACGCAUUAUUUCCUGUGGUAAUAAAAACACGUGUGUUCCUCGGGCCUAAUGAAAAUGGCUCUCAUGAAAAACGAAGUAAAACAAGAUCUCCUGCAAGUUAGUGUGAAAAUGAAUAAUUCAGACACCAUUUAGCGGCCAAAAUAGCAAAAACGAUUUUAGCGGAAUCCCCAAUGUGGUACGAAAUUUGAUAUAAUCAUCAUCAUCAUAAUAAUCAUAACCAUCACUGUCGUCAUCAUCAUUAUCAUCAUCAUCGUCAUCAUUAUCAUCAUAACCAUCACUGUCGUCAUCAUCAUUAUCAUCAUCAUCGUCAUCAUUAUCAUCAUAACCAUCAUUGUCAUCAUCAUCAUUAUCUUCAUCAUCAUUAUUAUUAUCAUAACCAUCACUGUCAUCAUCAUCAGCAGCAGCAGCAGAAUGUCGCUGUUAUUAUCCUAACCAAUCAUUAUCUUUAUCAUCUACAUCAUCAUCAUCAUAACCAUCCUUGUAAUCGUCAUCGUCAUCAUCAAAACCAUCAUUAUCACCGAUCAGCCAUUUCCUCUCUGUGUAUAGAUGCAUACUAUAUUGUUAUAUUUAUUACUAAGGUAUAUUGUGCCAUUCUAGAACAGCAAAAGGGAUAUCUUGCUGUAGAAAUACCGCUCAUCCCUAUAAGAUUGUAGAAAAUUUGAUGGAUAUGCACUGGUCUCCUGGGAAUCUCUUGAUUGACAUAAAAUAAUCUUCCUGUCCGCUACAAUUAGACUAAAAUGCAAACUUUAUAUAGAUUGAUUCUGCGGAGAGAUUAAUUAUGAAUGCUUUUGCGAAGCUUCGGGAACAGGAGAACAGGUUUUUUUUCCCUCAUCUGUGGAACCUUUUUCACAGAAUAUUUAUCUAAACAGUGUAUGCCCCAUUAUUAUAUGACUUAUACUUUAAAAAAUGCUUCAAAGGAUAGAACUAUUGGUAUGGAGAUGUGCGAAACAUGGAAAGCUCGAGUGAUUUCCAAAUCCAUUAAAAUCUUGAGUAAGCUGUUGCGGUCAAAGUUUUUUUUCCGGGAAAAGUGCAGAUAAACAAUAAGAUAUAGAACUGUUUGUAAUAGUCAUUUAUCUAAACGUAAAAUAUAAGGUAAAUUGAUAGAAUUAAAACGCGAAAAGAAUCUUUUAAUAACUAAGAAUCUCAAGAAUAUUUUCUUAGAAAUAUCAUAUUGUACACGUGUCUCCAUCACGUAAAAUAUCAACAGUAAUUUAUAUUGAAAAAGUUAAUAAAUUAUACACCAUGUCA
Messenger RNA from Nematostella vectensis (starlet sea anemone), 4139 nucleotides. Its product is annotated as mediator of RNA polymerase II transcription subunit 25. Gene Ontology annotation, biological process: positive regulation of transcription by RNA polymerase II. The record is from RefSeq and is a predicted model, not a curated record. The transcript has 21 exons. Gene Ontology annotation, cellular component: mediator complex; transcription regulator complex. The coding region runs from base 180 to 2747 and encodes 855 amino acids. NCBI's taxonomy places the organism in Eukaryota, Metazoa, Cnidaria, Anthozoa, Actiniaria, Edwardsiidae.